This is a messenger RNA of Cuscuta campestris, 1958 nucleotides long. Lineage: Eukaryota; Viridiplantae; Streptophyta; Magnoliopsida; Solanales; Convolvulaceae. The record is from the annotation of a GenBank genome assembly.
CGCGUGCUGGUGGGGUGUUUGCCUUGAAAAGGAAAGCAGAAUUUAUUAAAAGGGCAUCUCCCGUGCGUAGAAGUGGUAGGCUGAUGCUGGUACAGCUUAAGAAGAGACCAAAGCGGGAUGCUGAACAUGUGGAUUUAGGUGAAGAAAAGGAUGAUGGGUCCAAAGAUGCUGAUGAUGUAGAGAAAGAGGAUAAGGAUGACGAUGAGGUUAUGGAUUGUGCUGGAAAUGAUGCUGAAGAUCCUGAGCAUGAGGGUGAUAGUUCUGAUAGUGACGAUGAUUUUGAGGAACCCCCAAAGAAGAAUAUCAGUGUGGAUAUCCCUCAACCUGUGAAUUCAAAAGUUGCAAUAGUGGUGAAGAAAAGGAAGGACGGGCUUCGGAAGAUGAAGGAAAAGUACAUGAGGAUAAAGACGAGAUCUUCACCACAUGUGUUGCAGGGAGUGUUGGAUGCUCUGAAUAACAUCCAAAAGCAGGAGAUAGAAAAGAUUGGUUUCGGUUCUAUUCUGAGGUUACGGUUGACAGAGCUGCUUGCCAAAUUGGGGUAUUGGGUGGUAAAGAAUUUUAAUCCAAGGAGCAGCACACUUGAGCUUCCAAAGCAUGUCAGAUUGCAUAUCAGCAUAGAAGAUGUUGAGCAUGUGUUGGGCUUGCCGAGGGGAAAUAUUAAGAUAAGUAACAAAGCAAGGAGUGAGAAAUGUAGCUUGGUUGAGGAGUGGAGAGCAGAAUUUGGCAAGAAGGAUAAUAGAAUAACGCCGUUGGAGUUGGGUCAGAAGCUGUUGACAUACGAGGAGGGUGGGAACAUAGCUAACAUUGAUUCAGUAGUGAGAUUGAAUUGGUGUGAAUAUGUGCACAGGACAUUGAUAGACAGUGCAAUCAGAUGGGAGGAUGGAAAGAUUGCUGCCCAAGAAAAGUUAAAGAAGGAAGUUGAGCUUAUGAUGAAACAAGUCAAGGAGCUCACUAAUUCAGUGGAGAUUCCCACGUUUGAAGGAAGAAAUGACCCGGAGAAGUUCUCAAGGGAGGAAGUUGUUUUUAAAAAGGGUAAGUUUUGGUUAAGUAGAGAAGAUAUUUGUAGUCUGGACAUAUUGAAACACAUUUCAAAGAAGGUGUUGGAUGCAUGGUGUGUGAUUUUAAAUCUUCGUGAGAAGUACCGGAGCAAUACCUCACCACUACGAUUGUUUGCAAAAAAACUUGAUUGUGUCGUGAACGGUGGUCAUGAAGAUAAUUCGUUGGAAACAACGAGAUUGAUGUUUAAUGAUGCAAUGAAAUCUGCUUGGGAUGAUGCAGAGGAUAGCUUUAAUUGGGGGAAACCAGAAUUGUUCUUUUUCCCCAUAAUGCAAACAAACUGGUGUUAUGUGUUGUGUGUGGAUCUGAAAGGCAGAAGGUGUGACAUUCUGGACAGUUCAUCUGCGAAAGCCAAGAAUGAAGAGUGAUAUGGAGAAAUGCCAUCACUAGUGGAGAUUUGUUUCUCUGAUUGUUUGGUCUCUCUCAGAUUUCCAUAUUACUACGUAAUUCAUUUCCUAGAAUCAGCCAAUUACACUGUUUGACGUCACGGAAGCUUCAUGAUGAUGGGGCGGCUGGCGACGAUCUAGAAACGGAUUGGAUUCAGCAGCACCCUCUAUUGAAAUGGAAUCGAUAUGAAGGGAGAUUCUUCAGAGUUUGUAUCUAAUAUCACUAUCUGUCAUUGCUUCAUUUUCAAUUUCUGGAUUUUGACACAAUUGGGGCUAUUGGACAUCAAUAUUCGAAGCCUGUGGUUUAAUUAAUAUUCUUCUGUUUUCGAAUGUGGUCUGCAUCUAUUUACUAAGGUGGUGCAUUUUUCAUUGACAAUAAAGCAUGAGAAUGUUUUGAAACAAAGGAUUUUUUUACCACAGUGUGCAUUCUCCCAUCUUUCAAAUUAUUUUUUAGACUUCGUUAGUUUUUUUCCUAAGGGAAAUAGUGUAAUGCCAAAACAAAAGAGGAGGAUCAUG